GAGCAAGCAGACGCGUACGUGGUAACUCUUCCUUUUGAUUGUUUUUGAGUUUCUCUGCUGUGCCGUAGGUUUUUUUCGAAGCUCGAAGCCUAUUAUUCUCACCCGCAGUCAAGUUUAUGCUGCCAUUGUGACUCAUGGAACAACAAUCCCUGGACUGUUUCGAAGACACGUAAAUUGAGUGGAAUUUUUUCGAAACUUAUUUCUCUGACAUCAUGAUCAGGAACACGCUGUUCUUGAAUCGCUUUGGUGGAUUCAGCAGAAGCAGCGGUCCAAGUGCAACACAACGAUGCACCGACAUUAGAGUAACUCGAUGGGGUGAAAGGGAAUUUAAACCGAUAGUAAAUACGAAUGCKAUUCAAAAUAAUCGUAUCGACACUUCGGCGAUACGAUUCUUUUUCAGCAGACGUAGAAGAUCUGGACGCAGCCGAGCAUCCCUCAAAUCYAGAAUUAAACGAAAGCAACUCGAAACUGAAUUGGGAUCGAGCGCAAGCGGCUUGACCUCCUUCUCCAAGUUGUAUGCUGUAUCGAAGAGCCCGCACCCUCUUCACCCACGCCCCGAAUUUAUGCGGUACUUGGAUCCGUGGUACGAUCUCGCGACGCUCUGUCAGAAACAGGAAGAUCUCUUGACCGACAAACUCGACAGCGUCACGCGAAUGUAUGGCGUACUUGCCACGCUAAUGUGCUCACUUUCGGCGGCUUUACUGGCCGUCGAUUUUCCGUCCAUUCCGGAAAACACUCAAGAAGAAGAAGACCAAUAUUAUUACCACCGUUCCAACAGCCGUCAGAUCAACGGCCUCAAGCCACCGGAAUUUGUCCCCCCCGCAGUGGGCCCGCUCAGGCGGAGAUCCUCCUUUAUCGAGCACGUCGUUCUCGAGUACCCGAAUCACGCAGCGGGAACGAGCCUCCUGGUCAGUUGGGGCGUCCCACCCCAGCGCUUGCACGACGCCUAUGCGGGUUCCUGCGCCCUGAGUUUCUACACUUCCCUGACGGCCACCGGGCUCGCGGGGAUCCUCAAUGCGUGGCUGUCCGCAACGCCCCCUGGGGGGGUUUCCACCUUUUGCAUGCGCUUUUCUAAAUUCGUGGCGCUGGUCCCUGCUCUGCUAGGAGCUUCGACCUUAUCGACGGGAACAGCCCUCUUCGUGGGACUCGACCGGAGCAAGGGGACCCCCGUGUCCUAUUUUGGGCUGGGAGGAAUCAUAUCGGGAUACGCGUUGUUAUGUGUGGCGGCACUUAGGGGGUGGAACGUGACGUAUCGRUUGAUUCGCAGGCUGGCACAAAAAGUCGAGAAGCGYAAUAGAACCAUCAUGGCAGCGGCCUCUAAAUAAAUGCGAGUUAUGCCAAGCCAUCCUACUGCUCUCUCAGUAUGAGCAAUGCUGCCAAAUUACACAAAAAUAGAUGGUGCCGAGAAGAAGGGACCAACAGCAAGGAAUUUCCUCUUUCUAGAAACCUAUUGUUUCGAAAAUUUAGAAUCUCGGAAGCGAAGACGGACUCCUCCGUCCCUAGGUGACAGAAAAUCGUCGCCUAUGACCAGAACCGUUGGUGUAAACGAUGCCAACGGUGAAUAGUAUUCUUCUUCGUAAAUUUUUUGUCGGAAGUACACUUGAAAUUCUUUGGAGCGUGUGGCGCUCCACAGCUGGAGUAGUGCCCCUCGGUGCAACGCUGAUAUAUUAUGACUUKGUGUAGUGUAUUUGUAUUCCCUAAUGUCAUCCCUCGUUCUCGAAGUUAACAAAUAUAAGUUUGACUC
Pseudo-nitzschia multistriata is the source of this 1744-nucleotide messenger RNA. The record is from the annotation of a GenBank genome assembly. Lineage: Eukaryota; Bacillariophyta; Bacillariophyceae; Bacillariales; Bacillariaceae.